Messenger RNA from Megachile rotundata (alfalfa leafcutting bee), 3641 nucleotides. RefSeq lists its product as uncharacterized. NCBI's taxonomy places the organism in Eukaryota, Metazoa, Arthropoda, Insecta, Hymenoptera, Megachilidae. The record is from RefSeq and is a predicted model, not a curated record.
UGUUCAUCAAUCUUCUCAUGUAAAUCAUGCGUUCAUCUUCGCUGCUAGUCAUUUAUUAUCGUUUCUUUCUUCAUCCCCUGUUCGCGCAUCCGUCUCCGACACAAUGACACGAAAUUAUUUCCUAAGCUUCCUGCGUGAGACACCUUGCUUUCCGUCGCGAACACGACGCUUUCUUUUCCCGAGUUUUCAUUUAUAUUUUUUAUCGAUCGCUCGGCUAAAACGGAAAAUUCUUCGUAAAUAACCGAGGAUUGUUCGACGAAGGACAAAGGCUAUUGUUAGAAAAGCUUCACAAUGAGGACGAACAAUCGAGAGUGAUAAUCAACCGAGAAAUUGCAGUAAACCUAUCGGCCGUGACGGUGAUUAAACAAAAGUACGUUGCUGAAACUUUCGUCUCGUUAAAGGGUUAUUCUGCUGCGACUUCUCUGUCGGAGAAAUCGUCGGUGAAUUUCUAUAGACACGGAUUCGAAUAAAUUUUGAACGUCGACGAAUUUUUCACAGUCACAAACGUUACAGAAUAUUCUAUCAGAAAAUGCUCCGAUGUUUCCCACAAGCCGUUUGCGUCGCUAUCAGUAAUUCAACGUAACGCAAUUAUCGUUCUCCCGGAACACCGUCUCGAAUUCUCGUCCGCUUCGUUUGAUCUUGCGCUCCAUAUUUUUUCUCGUCGCACUUUGUUCGAGACGACGCGAUUCGUGGGCGUCGAGGAGAUAGUAGAAAAAGAAAGAAGAAAAGAGGAGACGAGAGCAAGAGUAACGGAUACGAGAAGACAGAAGAAGCAUUCAUGGAACGACACGUGUUUCCUCGUCGGUUUCUCUCGUCCCUCCAGCUACAUUCGGUUCAAACGUCUACCAGUAGCGCGAAACUUGCUUAAUUGAACGCGAAAUUUCCUCGCAAACGAACCGAGGAAUGCCGUGGGAAUGUUCACUUUUCCAGGGAGACCUAUCAAUUUGUCGAUACUUCUUUCUGCCUUACGUGUACGAAACGACGAGCAGAAAUACGAGUUCUAUAUUUAUACCGAACACUUCAUUUCGCUCUACACGAUCCAAAAUGAUGUUAGAACUCAGGAGAACAAUAAUUUUUGUUAAAGUCGAAGCAAGAAAAGAAUCUCCACUUAAAUAUCGAGCGUGAAGUAUCGAGACACUUGGAAAAUCAAAGGCACUUUCCGCCACAAGUUGAUGCGCGGUUUUAGCGCGAUUAAUUGCCCUUAUCUAUUUAUACCGUGAAUUUUUAUCGUUGCCAGGAGAAAGGAGGGCCGUGAAUAGACUAUGACUCACGGGUAAACAUUCAGUUACCCUUCUGUGUCGGAAACGUGUCGGGGAUUCAGAAACGUCGGGUCGAAAGUGAAGAAAAUGACGUGGCGGAAAGAAAGGAGCCAGCGUGCAAACAGCGCACACUUAGGGGGAAGAAGAAAGAGCGUUCGUAGCUGGCAGUGUCUCGACGAGAGUAAAGACGAGUCUGUUAACGACAGAGCUCGGCGAGGGAGAUGCGGCGCAACCGGUAUGAGGGAAGGAAAAUUGAAAAAUCAAAGCGCGUUGAAGGCGGAUUUCCGUUAGAAGAGAAAGGGACGAUAAUUGGCGCGAGCAGGGAAGAGAGUGUCGGUAGAAAUUCAACAACGGCGUCAAAAGCGGUACGGAUAAUUCAAAAUGCCAGCUGUACCGGCAGUAGCCGAAGGUGCUGGCCAACUGGAGGACCUGGACGAGCCUCCAGAGCCACGGGUUCGUGGAGGAAGCGGAAGAGCCGGUCUGAUGAAACCCCUGGUCGUCUUGGCACUUCCUGGCAUGUACCUCUUCUAUAAGUACAGCCAAUACAGGCGGGAGCAGCGCGAAUUGUCUCGGAGAAGGGUCACAGAGAGAGAACUCCAGCAUCUUCAUCACAAAAUCGACAAACUGCUAACGAAACUGGAGGAGAACGAGCCAGAAUUGGCCUCUUCGCAGGAGGAUGAGUGCGUGAUCUGCGUGAACGCCAGAGCCACGAUGCAAACGGCUCCAUGUGGACACAGGGUGGUUUGCAGACGUUGCUUCGUGAAGACGAUACAAAUGGCUGUCUCACAGAGGGUUUUACCCCUGAGAUGUGUCAUAUGCAGAGCCAAGAUUCUACGUCUGAAGCAAACCCUCAUCCCGCGGGAUUACUCGAUGUCAGGAAAGUCUUGCAUCUUGCCGCAAAGCGCAUCAGAGUACAACAUGGGGACAGGAGUGUCAGUCGGUGUGACCGGACCUGGUGGUAGAUGGGUUCCUGGAAAUGUCCCAGCUUCUGCUUCCCUCUACUCCAUGGCCAGUGGCUCGUCCUCUAUUUCUGGAGUGUCUUCCGUAUCUUCUUCGAGUUCGUCUUCUGCAAGUAGCACAGGAAGUUCUAACCUUGGCAAACCUACGAGGGUGAGGCAACCUUCCGGUGCCACAUUGAGACGCUCGCAGACGCAAUCCAUGAAAAUGAGGAUUCAGGAAUACCAGGAUCCCAUUCAGCAGGUCGUCGAGGAGGAGGAAGUUAUGAGGGAAAAUCGGGAACGCAGGUUGCCGCCGAUCAAAGAGUUCCAGAGGGACUAUCGCGCUGGAAAGGCAUCCACUAGGAUACGUUGUGCUCAAAAAAUCGUGACCCAGUUAGAAACAUCACCGAGUCCCAGGGGUUCGACUGGCGUGAACAGCUCGUCCUCUUCGUCGGCAAGGUCAGCGUCGAAGAGGCCUCAGUCGGCGCCAAAAUUGUCAGUUGUUCAGGAGAUUCAGAAAUCAAAGAAGGAAAAGGAACGAGAAAAGGAGAGGGAGAAAGCUGAGAAGGCUCGUCAAAAGGAGGAGGAGAAGGCUGAGAAAACCAGACAGAAAGAGGCGAAGAAGUUAGCCAAAGAGGAGAAGAAACGAGCAAAGAAGGAAGCAAAAGCGAGGCGGAAGGAGGCCGAAGAGGCUCUCCUCAGGGAAGAAAAGUAGUCUUCUGUCGAAUAGGGACAACGUAGAAAUUCUGAGUGAUCAGCAAAGUAUUCCAAGCCUGGACCAAGGAUUUUGGAUAUACUCUUGACGAUCUCCUCGUCACUCACGGGGUUUUGUUCAAGAAAGAGGUUGCGAGCAGCACGUAGAGCCGCGAAGGAUGAAAAGAAUCGUAAAAGAAGCGUUGUAAGGCUGACAGCGGAGGAGCAGUAUCGAAUAAUCCAGCGCUCAGACAGUGCGCUCGAGGUGGUCGGAGUCGUCGCUUUCCCCUCGCGUUUCGAAGCCGCAGAAACUCGUCUAUUCUCGUCUGUGCACAGGAUUUUCCUCGGUUCUCGUGUGCUUUUUCGUCCCUAUAUGUGUCGACGGGUCGACGAACGGCAUACGGAUACGGCCCUGGAACAGUCCGCAGAAAAUUUUUUCGAGCCGAGCCUCGGUUUUGCUACGCGUCUCUCGCGGUCGCGAACCCGCUUCGCAACGCUCGACCACUCGAAUCAAAAUGGAGAAAUUGCUGAACCGAUCGAUGACACGAUGCUACCUUGCGGAUUCGUAGAACCGCUGUCCACUAUUUCAUCGUUUGAAGCUUACGACUACGUUACAUAUUAAUUAUUAUAUAAGUAUAUUAAUUAUUACAUAAGUAUAUAAGUGUACAUAAGUAUUAGUUAUAUUUCUUAUAUUGUAAUGCUAGUACAAUUAAUGCAACUCAUAUUUGUGCAACUAAUGCAAUUAAUUGUA